Hyaloscypha bicolor E is the source of this 756-nucleotide messenger RNA. RefSeq lists its product as uncharacterized. Bases 1 to 756 code for a protein of 251 amino acids. The record is from RefSeq and is a predicted model, not a curated record. The transcript is spliced from 5 exons. Lineage: Eukaryota; Fungi; Ascomycota; Leotiomycetes; Helotiales; Hyaloscyphaceae.
AUGCCUAUAACUGGGAGUACAGAAAACGAGUUGAAGCGGUGUUCAAAAUUCUUUCAGAACUGGUAUAGCAGUAUCCGAGGGUAUGCUGGGGUUCUUCCUGAAUAUGCGGGUCUGAAGGCGUGGCCGGGAUACGAGACCUCGGACAUCGUUUACGAUAACGCGAAUGGUGUCUUAAUACGCUUAAUGGUUUUAUUGGGCUACUUGGAUACAGGUUACUGGGUGGGCAGGACGCCCAAAUAUUAUAUUGAGGUCAAGUGUACCACGGGAGAUUGUGCAACGCCGCUUAUCGUCAGCCAAAAUCAGGUCGACUUGAUGGAGAGAACAACUAACGGUCCUCAAGGAAAUGAAAAUCAGAGUAUAGUAUAUGCGUUAUUCCGUGUGUUCGGGCUUGGCAGAAGCUCGAUGGGACUCAAGAUCUAUAUAGACCCAGCGGAGCAGAGGAGGCUUGGCAAGCUUGCUUUCACUGCGGAGAAGUAUGCGGUCGUUCCUACGGGACUAGGUCUCAUUAUAGAAGACGUCGAUCUGGGCCUUUUUUAUCUGGGAGAAGUUGAAGUGAUCUCGGAUGGAGGACCAGGAUUGAGCAACUUGCGGGACGAAGAAGAAGAAGAUCCAAGCAUCAUGACCGAGUGGUACAAUGCUGAUUUUGCUGCUAUGCUCGAUAGUGCUGCUAUUGCAGUUCAAGGUGAGAGUGAUCAGCCUAUCACAGGCGCACACUCCUUUAAGAGAGGAAGGAAUUUUGCUCGGGAAAGGAAGUGA